ACGUCUUUUAAAAGUUGGCGGUUGCAUUUACAUCGCAUUGUUGAAUGUGGUAUGAAUGUUGGCUGUAUUGAAUAGCUAACAUUGCCCAAGUUUGAGUGAUUUUCUCGUUUAACGCUCAUAAAAUAUGGCUAUGUCAGUUGUGGAACUCAUUUCCAUUGGACUUUCAAUCAAGAUCAGUCGUAGCGAUGGCCGCGUACACGGUGCAACUGUCAAAGCCAUCCACCCAAACAAAGGUGUUGUUUCCGUGGAAUGGCAGGAAAACUCGGCCACCAAAGGAAAAGAGGUUGACGUCAAUGAGUUGUACAACCUCAACAGAGAGCUUGUUGAAUUCCUGAAGUCGUCCAAUCAGCCUGAGCCAACGCCUACCCAGCCAAAUAAAUCUGAAAUCCGGCUCCGUUCAUCAAGAAUACCCGCUCCUCCUGAAACAGCCACUGGAACUCGCCCUACUGAGGUGUCUGAUUCGGUCCACAGGAAGUCGAUGGUGCGGCGGACUUGCGCGGUGAACACGGGUGUUCCAUCCCUGCCCUCCAGUGCUGAAGAUGGCGCUCUCGUGCCAGAGCAGCCAGUAGAGUCCCUCCUUAACGGGCCAGGCUCGCGUAACCAGCGGAGGCUGAAACGGGGCGUGGCCAUGCCGCCGUCACUCCUCCCACGGGUCCCCGAAACCGGCGCGGAGCCGGAGGCCCCCGCGGCCCGGAUCACCCCGGCCGCCGGCACGGCCCGGCGGAAGUCAGUCGUCCCCUCGGAGGCUGAGAAAAAUCAGAACAAACGGAGGGCGUCCCAAGCGAAGCACAACACAGACCUGCGAGCCAAGCGGGGAAACGGUGGGGAAACGAACCGCCCUCACUGGCAGUUUUACAAGAUGAUCGAAGAGUACCGAGAGACCUUAGAGCUGGUGCCGAUCUCUCUGUCGGAUCCUGUUGAGGAUCACAAAAUUUGCGUGUGCGUCCGCAAGCGUCCACUCAACAAACAAGAGGUGGCCAGGAAAGAGAUUGAUGUGGUAUCCAUUCCUGGGAGAGGGGUUCUGCUUCUGCAUGAGCCGAAGCAGAAAGUCGAUCUCACCAAGUACCUGGAGAACCAGCUCUUCAAAUUCGACUACUCCUUCGAUGAGACUGCAAGCAAUGAAAUGGUCUACAGGUUCACCGCCAAGCCGCUAGUCCAGACGGUUUUUGAAGGCGGGGUGGCGACGUGCUUCGCUUACGGCCAAACCGGAAGCGGGAAAACUCACACCAUGGGGGGUGAUUUUUCAGGGAAAAACCAGAACAGCUCAAAGGGGGUCUACGCACUGGCAGCACAGGAUGUGUUCACUCUCCUGGAGCAGAGGAGGUACGUCACCAUGGGACUCGAGGCUUACGUCACCUUCUUUGAAAUCUACAACGGCAAGGUGUUCGACCUGCUCAAUAAGAAGGCCAAACUGCGGGUUCUGGAGGACGGGAAGCAGCAGGUCCAGGUCGUGGGCCUGCAGGAAAUGUACGUUUCCUCUCCCAGUGAAGUCAUCAGGCUGAUCGACUUGGGCAGUUCGUGCAGGACGUCCGGCCAGACGUUCGCCAACUCCAACUCGUCGCGGUCGCACGCGGUGCUGCAGAUCAUCCUGCGGCGGGGGGACCGGCUGCACGGGAAGUUCUCCCUGGUGGACCUGGCCGGGAACGAGCGCGGCAACGACGUCAGCAGCAACGACCGGCAGGCCCUGGUGGAGACGGCCGAGAUCAACCGCAGCCUGCUGGCGCUCAAGGAGUGCAUCCGUUCCCUGGGGAAGAACAGCGAUCACAUUCCCUUCAGGAUGAGCAAGCUGACCCAGGUGCUGAGAGACUCCUUCAUCGGGGAGAACUCCCGGACCUGCAUGAUUGCUAUGAUCUCUCCUGGGAUGACCUCUUGCGACUACACUCUGAACACUCUCCGAUACGCUGACAGAGUCAAGGAGCUCAACACUGCAACGGCCGGGAAUUCUGACACAGAUUCCGAUAAGAAGUCCGAGAUGGAGGUGGAUGAAGACGAGGAGGAAGAAAGCCUGUCGGCAGAGGACACGGUCCUAUCGACGCCCAGUGUGUACGAGGCCGUGGCUCAGGUCACGGAGAUGGCCGACAGGCUCUGCGAGGUUUUGCACAAUGGCAGGGAAAUUGCGAAUGCUAUUGAGGACCGGACACAUGACAUAAGCACCAUGCUGCCGGAACUCAACGAGCACAUGAUGACACUACAGGAGUGCUUCCAGGCUUUGCAGGCCGCGGUGAAGACUGAGGAGCUGAGCCGAAUGCCCAAGAAGGGGCAACGCUGAACGACAUUCAAAACCCUCUUACCCUUUCAGCUGAAACUUUAAUCGCAGAAAUGCAACUGCAUUGCCCUUUUAACAUUUGUAUACAAUUAAUAAAGAUCGCUUCUUUUACGCAGUUGAA
Molecule: messenger RNA, 2387 nt
Organism: Conger conger (European conger)
Lineage: Eukaryota; Metazoa; Chordata; Actinopteri; Anguilliformes; Congridae
Gene: kif2c
Product: kinesin family member 2C
Exons: 22
Coding region: 125-2269 (714 amino acids)
Biological process (GO): microtubule-based movement
Molecular function (GO): ATP binding; microtubule binding; microtubule motor activity
Source: RefSeq, a predicted model, not a curated record